Molecule: messenger RNA, 802 nt
Organism: Heteronotia binoei (common prickly gecko)
Lineage: Eukaryota; Metazoa; Chordata; Lepidosauria; Squamata; Gekkonidae
Gene: BHLHE23
Product: basic helix-loop-helix family member e23
Exons: 1
Coding region: 8-793 (261 amino acids)
Molecular function (GO): protein dimerization activity
Source: RefSeq, a predicted model, not a curated record
GCCCUCGAUGAGCGCGGCGGCCCCGGGCGGGCAGCAACAGCAGCACCUCUUCGCCGGCGCGGCGGCCCUGCGGGAGUCAGGCGGCAUGGCCGAGCUGAAGUCCUUGGGCGGCGACUCCUACCUGACCCUGGCGCAGAGCUACACCCAGACGGCCUUCGCCGCCUACGGCGCGGCUCGAGGGGGCGGCGGCGAGGCGCCGCGGGUGACUUACCCCGGCGGGGCCGGCGGCGGCGGCCUGGAGUUCCGCGCCACGCCGCUGGGCAAGUCGGCCGAGAGCAGCGACGAGCAGAGCGGCGACGAGGACGACGCCUGCUUCGAGGGCGCCCGGACGGCGGGGGAAGGCGGUGGCGCCGCCAAGCUGAAGGCCAGCGGCCCGCUGGGGGCCAAGAAGCCCAAGGAGCAGCGCUCGCUCCGCCUCAGCAUCAACGCCCGCGAGCGGCGGCGGAUGCACGACCUCAACGACGCCCUGGACGGCCUGCGCUCCGUCAUCCCCUACGCCCACAGCCCGUCGGUGCGCAAGCUCUCCAAGAUCGCCACCCUCCUGCUGGCCAAGAACUACAUCCUCAUGCAGGCCCAGGCCCUCGAGGAGAUGCGGCGCCUGGUGGCCUACCUCAACCAAGGCCAGGCCCUCGGCACCCCGCUCCCGGCCGGCCUGGCCCCCUUCGGACAGACCGCGGCGGCGGCCGUCUACCCUUUCUCGGGCGCCGCCCUGCCCGCCGCCUGCCCCGAGAAAUGCACUGCCUACUCCGGGGCCGCCUCGGGCCUUUGCAAACAUUGCAACGAGAAACCUUGAGGAAGUUUG